Messenger RNA from Eremomyces bilateralis CBS 781.70, 407 nucleotides. RefSeq lists its product as uncharacterized. The record is from RefSeq and is a predicted model, not a curated record. The coding region runs from base 85 to 360 and encodes 91 amino acids. NCBI's taxonomy places the organism in Eukaryota, Fungi, Ascomycota, Dothideomycetes, Eremomycetales, Eremomycetaceae. The transcript has a single exon.
GUACAAAACUUCGAUAACAGCCUCAACGGUGGCCUCCAAUUCGCCCUCCAAGCCGAGCAAUUGUCACACACGAUACAGGCCAACAUGGCGGAAUCCCAAGCACGUGCGGCACGCCAGCGAGGCAACAAACGUGUCCUCCGGUCCGAAAUGGGAUACAUUACAUCACAGCAAGCCAGAUCUAUGAUAAAGGUGCGUACGGAGCGCGAGAAACAGGCCGAAUUGGACAAAUGGGUUAGGGGCUGGAAGCCACGCCAAAUCAACCACCGGAAGGCGUUCAAGGACAUACAUGUAGAAUUUUGGCGCUUAAUCGGGGGCAUGAGGCAUGAUCCUACGUGGCGAUGUCGAUUUGGAGAUGAAUAGUAGUGCUGGUGGUGGAAAUUUGGUAUCUACAAACUUCAUAGCACGGA